Lasiodiplodia theobromae is the source of this 1128-nucleotide messenger RNA. RefSeq names its product Leucine carboxyl methyltransferase. Gene Ontology annotation, biological process: C-terminal protein methylation. NCBI's taxonomy places the organism in Eukaryota, Fungi, Ascomycota, Dothideomycetes, Botryosphaeriales, Botryosphaeriaceae. Gene Ontology annotation, molecular function: protein C-terminal leucine carboxyl O-methyltransferase activity. Bases 1 to 1128 code for a protein of 375 amino acids. The record is from RefSeq and is a predicted model, not a curated record. The transcript is spliced from 2 exons.
AUGUCCGCCCCGCAGAUCCCGAAUUUGCUCGACUCGCUGCGGUUGGGACGUGGAGGCUCGCGCGGGCGCGGAAGAGGGCUUCGCCAUGGCCCGACGGCGCGUGGCGCCGAGUCUCAGGACACCAUCGUCCAGCAGACCGACGGCGACGCCCUGGGCUCCCGCGUGAGUGCCGUGGAAGCGGGAUAUCUCAGCGACCCAUUCGUAAAGGACUUCGUCACCGAGGAGGUGCAGAGGCGGUUUCCCAUCAUCAACAGGGGCACUUAUGUGCGGACCGUGGCUAUCGAUCGGCUCGUCGAGCAGUUCCUCGCCGUCGAGCCCGACCAGCCCAAGCAGAUUGUGUCGCUGGGCGCUGGAAGCGAUACGCGCCUCUUCCGGAUUCUCUCCACGCGCGCCUCCGUCCCUUUGAUGUACCACGAAAUCGACUUCCCAGUCAACACGAGGCACAAGAUUGCCGCCAUCAAACGCACACCCACCCUUCUCUCCGUCAUCACCUCUCACCUUCCAAAGCCCUCUGAACUCAGCAUAUCCGAGGACCUUACCUCGCUCCAUUCCCCUAUCUACAACAUCCAUCCACUCGACCUUCGCUCCUUGGCCUCGUCCACAUCGCUCCCGGAGCUGCCAAACCUAUCGCCGACGACGCCUACCCUCAUCCUUUCUGAGUGCUGCCUCAUCUACCUGGCCCCAGACGAAGCCGACAACAUCGUUGCCAACCUCGUCUCGAAGCUGAUCCCGGCCCCGACCCCAGUCUCACUCGUCCUGUACGAGCCCAUCAAGCCCGAUGAUUCUUUUGGUCAAGUGAUGAUAUCGAACCUAGCAAGACGCGGCAUCGUGCUGCAGACGUUGAAAAAGUAUUCUUCUCUGCUCCGCCAGUGCGACCGCUUGAUGCGCUACGGCUUCGUCAGCGGUCAGGCUUCGGCUGAGGUCAAGUUCAUCUGGGAGAACUGGCUCAACAAGACGGUGCCGAGCCUGAACGAUGAACGGAAAGGAACCGACGAUCUGGAUGAAGAAGAGGAGUGGAACCUCCUGGCUGCGCACUACUGCGUCGCUUGGGGUUGGAGAGAUGGUGAGGAUGCUGUGUUUGGUACCGCUUGGAAGCAGCUGAAGGCCCAGGAAAUGAAACCUGAAUAG